CACCCCGCCCCCCUCCCAGAGGUGUGCCUCGGUUUCCCCACUGGGAUAGGGCGGGCGGGGGGGGGGGGAGGUGCAGCAGUGACUUCUCCACUGUCUCCUCUUGGGGUUCAGCUGGGUGACACCACCCCCCCCCCACUCCAGAACCAGCGGCACCACGUGUGCCUCAAUUUCCCUGAGCGGGAUGGUGGCUUCUCUGCUGUCUGAUAUUGGGGUUCAGCCGGCUCGUACCCCCGCAAGGAGCCACACACACACACACACACACACACAGCGGCGUGCCUCAGUUUCCCCACCAGGAAAAGGCGCGCGGGGUUCCUGCAGCACCCAGCCCAACCCUGGGGGCACAGUCCACUUGGCUUCACCCAUCGCCCGCGGCGCCGGGGCUGAACCCCGGGGGGGAGGAGGAGGAGGAGGAGGAGGAGGAAGGAGCCAGCGGGUGCCGGGGAUGAAGGCAGCGUGCCGCGGCGAGACCCCUGAGCUCACCCGCCGCGCCGGAUCCGCCGGCGCCCACUGCCACCCAUGUGGGUGCUGGGGGUGCUGGGGCUGGUGCUGAGCUGCUGGGAGACAGGCGCCUUCGUGGUGCACGUGGCCAGCUCCUGCCCGCUGGCGGCCAACGGCUCCGUGCUGGCCUUCACCUUCACCCUCGUCUUCAACAAGAACCCGCUGGUCUGCUACGACCCCGACGCCCGGCGCUUCGACCCCUGCGAUUUCGGGGUGCUCCGCCGCGCCGCCGCGCUGGUGGCCGCCGCCCUCAACAACGGCACCGCCUGGGUGCAGCGCGCCGAAGCCCGGCGCCGGGCCUGCAGCCAGCUGGUCCCCCGCGUUUGGGCCUCCGCGGCGCUGCGGCGGGCGCCGCCCCAAAUCCGCAUCAUCCCCGUCCCCCUCCCCGCCACCCCCGACGCCCUCCGCCUCACCUGCCACGUCUGGGGCUUCUACCCCCGCGAGGUGACCGUCCUCUGGCUGCGCAACGGGGACCCGGUGGCCGCGGGGGCCACCGCCAAGCUCCUGCCCGCCGGCGACUGGACCUACCAGACGCAGGUGACCCUGACGGUCACCACCUCCAAGCCUGGGGACACCUUCACGUGCUCGGUGCACCACGCCAGCCUGGACCGGCCCCUGCGGGAGGACUGGGGUCCCGGUUUGUCCCCGGGGUUGACGGUGAAGGUGGCGGUGGCGGCGGCGAUAAUGACCUUGGGGCUGGUGGUCUUCGCCUUUGGCACCUUCAGCUACUGCCGCCAGGCUCCGGGUGAGGGGCAGGCACGGGGACACACGGGUGUGGCACGUGGGGACACCGGGGGGGGGGACACGGCACCGACCGGAGUUUGUCUUCUUAUAGGUCCUGGUCCUGGUCCUGGUCCUGGAUCUGGUCCUGGAUCUGGUCCUGGUCCUGGUCCUGGUCCUGGUCCUGGUCCUGGAUCUGGAUCCAGUCCCAGUCCUCGUUCUGGGUCUGGUCUUGGUCCUGGUCCUGGUUCUGGUCCUGGUUUCAGUCCUGGUCUUGGGUCUGGUCUUGGUCUUAGUUUUGGUCCUGGUCCUGGUCCUGGAUCCGGUCUCAAUCCCAGUCCUGGUCCUGGGUCUGGUCCUGGUCCUGGUCCUGGUCCUGGAUCUGGAUCCAGUCCCAGUCCUCGUUCUGGGUCUGGUCUUGGUCCUGGUCUUGGUCCUGGAUCCGGUCUCAAUCCCGGUCCUGGUCCCAGCCCUGGAUCUGGGUCUGGUCCUGGUCCCAGUCCUGGAUCUGGGUCUGGUCUCGGUCCCAGUCCCGGUCCUGGUCCCCGCCCUGGUGCCCCCACAGCCAUGCGUGACCACGCAGUGACCAAACUCUGAGGUCGUGUCCGUCCUCCCCCCCCCCCCCCCCCAAAUAAACCCAUUUGCACCCCCCAUCCCUGAGCAGCUUU
Molecule: messenger RNA, 1886 nt
Organism: Tyto alba (common barn owl)
Lineage: Eukaryota; Metazoa; Chordata; Aves; Strigiformes; Tytonidae
Product: HLA class II histocompatibility antigen, DM beta chain-like
Exons: 4
Coding region: 517-1815 (432 amino acids)
Biological process (GO): antigen processing and presentation of exogenous peptide antigen via MHC class II; positive regulation of T cell activation; immune response
Cellular component (GO): membrane; MHC class II protein complex
Molecular function (GO): MHC class II protein complex binding
Source: RefSeq, a predicted model, not a curated record